Pistacia vera is the source of this 609-nucleotide messenger RNA. RefSeq names its product protein Brevis radix-like 4. The record is from RefSeq and is a predicted model, not a curated record. Lineage: Eukaryota; Viridiplantae; Streptophyta; Magnoliopsida; Sapindales; Anacardiaceae. The transcript is spliced from 3 exons. The coding region runs from base 1 to 447 and encodes 148 amino acids.
AUGGCUGAGAGGCUUCCCUUGGGAGCAGUACGGAACAUCAAGUCACCUACCUUUACUUCUUUUGCAUUUCCAGAACCGGAGUCCAAUGGAUCAAACAAUCAGUUGCUUUCUAAUGGGUCUAGCACUGCCAGUACUCGCACUUCAGGUCAUACCAGACAGGGACAUUUGGAAGCAGCAACACGAAAUGGGAAUAGGACGAGAGAAGGUGAAUCACGUAAUGAUAAUGAAUGGGUGGAGCAAGAUGAACCUGGUGUAUAUAUAACACUUACCUCCCUCCCCGGCGGCGUCAAGGAUCUAAAGCGAGUUCGCUUCAGUCGGAAGCGUUUUAGUGAGAAACAAGCGGAGCAGUGGUGGGCAGAGAACAGGGCUAGAGUAUACGAACGAUACAAUGUACGAAUGAUUGACAAGUCAAGUAUAGGCAUCGGGAGCGAGGACUUGGCUCAUUAACACACCAUCUUAUAAAAUCGUCUGUAAAUGUAAUGGUAAUGGUCUUUCUUGAUUUCGACACCAUUUAUAGGGAGUUCAUAUUGAUCAAAUUAGAUUUGCUUUCCAUCUGUUAUAAAAUGGGUAGGUCGAAGCAAGAUUGGUAUAAAAACAGUGAGAGUUAAG